This is a messenger RNA of Gossypium raimondii (Peruvian cotton), 1011 nucleotides long. RefSeq names its product ER membrane protein complex subunit 7 homolog. Lineage: Eukaryota; Viridiplantae; Streptophyta; Magnoliopsida; Malvales; Malvaceae. The transcript has 7 exons. The record is from RefSeq and is a predicted model, not a curated record. Gene Ontology annotation, molecular function: carbohydrate binding. Gene Ontology annotation, cellular component: EMC complex. Bases 73 to 675 code for a protein of 200 amino acids.
GCUGGGAAAACCAAGAACUCUGUACUCUUUCUAGUUUUCAUCAAUUGUGGAAGCUCUCAAAUCUCGGCUGCUAUGGCACCCAUCGCACGGUUACUUUUGCUCGCGCUUCUCCCAACUGCACUCACGAUUUCAUCAGGGUCUGGGGAUGGGUACACCAUCAAUGGUCGAGUGAAGAUCCCCCAAGGUCUGGGUACAAAAGGGUUUGCUUUGCCUGGAAAAACGUCAAAUGUCAAAGUUAUACUCAAUGGUGGCCAAAUUGUUACUUAUCUGAGACCUGAUGGAUAUUUUUCAUUUCAGAACAUACCAGCAGGGACUCAUUUGAUUGAAGUGGCUGCUAUUGGCUAUUUCUUUUCUCCUGUUAGAGUUGAUGUUAGUGCUAGAAACCCAGGCAAGGUACAGGCUGCAUUGACAGAGAACAGGAGGGGUCUCAGUGAAUUGGUUUUAGAGCCGUUGAGAGAUGAACAAUAUUACGAGAUUAGGGAACCCUUCUCCAUAAUGUCGGUUGUGAAAAGCCCAAUGGGUCUCAUGGUGGGAUUUAUGCUGGUGGUGGUGUUUUUAAUGCCCAAAUUAGUGGAAAACAUGGAUCCUGAAGAAAUGAGACGAGCACAAGAAGAAAUGAGAAACCAAGGAGUUCCCUCCUUAGCUAGUUUGUUACCAGGAGGUGGGAGGAAUUAAGUGUUUAACUGAGGAGCAGGAACUCCGAGAUAAUGGUUUGGCAAAAUCAAGGGGAGGUUCAAAUGUCGAGCUGGAUUGGUCUUCUACCCUGAUAUUCAUCUUUUGAUUGCAGAAAGAAGGGAUGAUACCUUUUGAAUUCCUGGGGGCAUCUCAAAGGUUAAGUGGUGUUUUACUUGAUAGUUGCAGAUUUUCAGAACUUAUCAUGGGAUUUAACUUGUUAUAACAUCUAUUCAUUGUUGUGAUGCUUUGAUGUCAUAAACAAAGAAGAGUUGAAAAUUUAUUGUUAUAGACAUUAUCCAUCUAUUAAGCAGUCCGCUUCUUAGCCUUUCGUUAUAA